This is a messenger RNA of Gymnodraco acuticeps, 1234 nucleotides long. It is a transcript of the gene dusp2, whose product is annotated as dual specificity phosphatase 2. Gene Ontology annotation, cellular component: nucleus; cytoplasm. The transcript is spliced from 4 exons. Gene Ontology annotation, molecular function: MAP kinase tyrosine/serine/threonine phosphatase activity; protein tyrosine/threonine phosphatase activity. The coding region runs from base 1 to 948 and encodes 315 amino acids. Lineage: Eukaryota; Metazoa; Chordata; Actinopteri; Perciformes; Bathydraconidae. The record is from RefSeq and is a predicted model, not a curated record. Gene Ontology annotation, biological process: negative regulation of MAPK cascade; endoderm formation; protein dephosphorylation.
AUGAUUUCAAGCAGUGAGCCUUUGGAGAUAAGUAGCAAUGAGCUGGUUCACAUCCUGAGGACCCCCAUGGAGCAGUACACCUCUGCUGGCUGUGUGGUGCUCGACUGCAGACCCUUCCUCAAUUUUUCCUUUGCGCACAUUUGCGAGUCCCGAAACGUCAACUGGAACUCAAUGAUGCGCCGUAGAUCCAAGAGCUCGGUGGUGGCUCUGGAGUGGCUCAUACCGGACAAGGCGCUCCUGGGCCGGCUGCGGCGCGGGGACUUCUCCCCGGUGGUGGUGGUGGAUGAGAGCAGCCGCUCCGUAGCCGAGCUGAGGCCAGAGAGCGUGGCGCAUAUGCUACUCACCACCCUGCACAACGAGGUUAACACGCAGAUCUGCUUCCUACAAGGUGGAUUGGAGGGAUUUUCUGAGGCCUAUCCAGAGCUCUGUUACAGCUCAGCCUGCAGUCAGCUCUCUGCAGUGGAACCAGAGCCCAUGGUGACGGGUCGGAGAACACCAGCAUAUGAUCGGGAUGGUCCGGUGGAGCUGCUGCCCUUCCUGUUUUUGGGCAGUGCCAUCCACUCCUCCCGCAGAGAGACCCUCGCAGCAGCGGGCAUCACUGCUGUGCUCAAUGUUUCCUCCACAUGCCCAAACUUCUAUGAGGGGGAUUUUCAGUAUCUGCAGCUCAUGGUGGAGGACAAUCUGGCUGCUGACAUCGGAGCCUGCUUCUCCACAGCCAUCGCUUUCAUCGACUCGGUGAAGCAGAGUGGUGGUCGGGUGCUGGUGCACUGCCAGGCAGGUAUUUCCCGCUCCGCCACCAUCUGUCUGGCCUACCUCAUGCACACGCAGCGCGUCAAGCUCGAUGAGGCCUUCGACUUUGUGAAGCAACGCCGCCAGGUCAUCUCCCCCAACCUGGCCUUCAUGGGACAGCUGCUGCAGUUUGAAACUGACGUGCUGUGCCAGGGAUGAAGACAUUGACACAUUUUAUAUGACUGUUAUUUUUUUAUGAGGAAAGCUACUUGUGCUGCUGGCAUCACAAGGCUGGGGAAGCUGGACUUUUACUUUUCAGGAGGAACUGAAAAACAGCAGAUGGUAAUAUAAAGGUAUUAUGAACAAUUGUGAUUCUGAGCCAGCAAGUUGGAGCAGCAAUCAGGUGACUUCCUGUGUGUGUGUGUGUGUGUGUGUGUGUGUGUGUGUGUGUGUGUGUGUGUGUGUGUGGUGUGUGUGUGUGUGUGUGUGUGUGUGUGUGUGUGUG